This is a messenger RNA of Loxodonta africana (African savanna elephant), 6392 nucleotides long. It is a transcript of the gene ADGRF1, whose product is annotated as adhesion G protein-coupled receptor F1. The record is from RefSeq and is a predicted model, not a curated record. Gene Ontology annotation, biological process: cell surface receptor signaling pathway; energy reserve metabolic process; regulation of lipid metabolic process. Bases 683 to 3256 code for a protein of 857 amino acids. Lineage: Eukaryota; Metazoa; Chordata; Mammalia; Proboscidea; Elephantidae. The transcript is spliced from 13 exons. Gene Ontology annotation, cellular component: cytoplasmic vesicle; plasma membrane. Gene Ontology annotation, molecular function: G protein-coupled receptor activity.
CACACGUGGAUGGCUUUAACAAAGAGAAAUUUAUUUUCUCACAGUCUAGUAGCUAGAAGUCCAAAUUCGGGCGUCAGCUUCAGGGGAAGUUUUUCUCUCUGUCGGCUCUGGAAGAAAGUCCUUUUCAUCAGUCUUCCUGUGGACUAGAAGCUUAUCUGUGCAGGAACCCCAGGUCCAAAGGACACGCUCUGCUCCUGGUGCUGCUUUUUGGUGGUAUGAGGUCCCCAACUCUGUUUGCUUCCCUUUCCUUUCAGCUCUUGUAAGAUAAAAGGCAGUGCAGACCACACCCUAGAGAAACUCCCUUUACAUUGGAUCAGGGAUGUAGCCUGAGCAAGGGUGUUACAACCCACCCUAAUCCUCUUUAACCACAGCAGAGAUUAUGAUUUAUGGCACAUAGGAAAAUCACAAAAUGGAGGACAACCACACAUGGCCUAACCAGUGGACACAUAUUUUGGGGGGACAAAAUUCAGUCCAUUACAGCUGCUAACUGAAGUAUUGGAGGUUUGAAUCUACCCAGAGGUGCCUCAAAAGAAAGACCUGGAGAUCUAUUUCUAAAAGAUCAGCCACUGGAAACCCCAUGGAGCACAGUUCUACUCUGACACAUAUGGAGUCACCAUGAGUCAGAGCCGACGAGACAGCAACUGGUUGUGGCCCAGUCCAGGAAUAUGAACUGCUUCUUCAGAUGGCCUAUAGAGAUUCUAAUGAGAAAAAGAACUUGAAGAAUCUUCUAAAGCUCUUGAAGCCUCCAUCAUUAUUGUUACAUGGGUCAGUGGAGAUUAUCAGAGUAAAGGCUACCACAUACUGUAGCAGCCUGAAUGGAACCUUACAGUGUGGUUGUGAAGAUGGCUAUGCCUGGUUUCCUCCCACGUGCCUUGAUCCCCAGAAAUGCUACCUUCACAUGACAGGAUCACUCCAGAGCUGUGAAUGUCAUCGCAGCAACCUCGAUCAGAGUACCAGUUUCUGUGAGAAAACAAAGAUUUGGGGCAGUUUCAAAAUUAAUGAAAAAUUUACAAAAGAUCUUUUGAAUUCAUCAUCUGCUAUAUACUCCAAAUAUACAACUGAAAUUGAAAUUCGACUUACAGAAGCAUACAAAAAACUUCAAGGUUUUGAGUCAGUUCGGGUCACCCAAUUUCGGGAAGGAAGCAUCAUUGUUGGAUAUGAAGUCAUUGGUUCCAGCAGCCCAUCAGAGCUGCUGUCAGCUGUUGAACAGGUGGCUGAGAAGGCUGAGGCAGCCCUCCACAAGCUGUUUCCAUUAGAAGAUGGCUCUUUCAGAGUGUUUGGAAAAGCCCAGUGUAACAACAUUGUCUUUGGAUUUGGGUCCAAGAAUGAUGAGUAUACCCUGCCCUGUAGCAAAGGCUACACUGGAAACAUCAUUGCCAGGUGCCAGUCCCCCGGGUGGCAAGUCAUCAGGGAGAACUGUGUACUCUCUCAGCUGGAGGAACUGAAGAAGAAUUUCAGUGCGAUCUUGGGCAACGCCACCGAGGCAACCAUGUCAUCCUUGGUGCAAAAUCUUUCAGUCAUCAUUGAGCAAAGCCCGUCAACCACAGCUGGGACUCUAGCUUCAGUGGUGUCAAUCCUGGGAAACGUUUCAUCCCUGUCGCUGGCAAAUCAUUUCAAGGUGUCCAAUUCAACAAUGGAGGAUGUUAUCAGUGUAGCUGACCGUGUUCUUAAUUCAGCAUUGGUAACCAAUUGGACAAUAUUGCUGCAGGAAGAAAAGCACGCCAGCUCACAGUUACUGGAGACAUUAGAAAGCAUUAGCUCUCUGGUACCUCCAACAGCUCUGCCUCUGAAUUUUUCUAGGGAAUUCAUAAACUGGAAAGGAAUUCCUGUGACCAAAAGCCAACUCAUGAAAGGUUACAACUAUCAGGCUGAAAUGUCACCCCAAAAUACCUCCAUUCCCAUCAGAGGCCAAGUGUUAAUUGGGUCAGACCAAUUCCAGAAAUCCCUUCCUGAAACUAUUAUCAGCAUGACCUCAUUGACCCUGGGGAACAUUCUACCGGUCACCAAAAAUGGAAAUGCUCAGGUCAAUGGGCCUGUGAUAACCACUGUUAUCCACAACUAUUCUGUAAAUGAAAUUUUCCUGAUUUUUUCCAAGAUAGAGUCUAACCUGAGCCAGCCUCAGUGUGUGUUCUGGGAUUUCAGCCACUUGUUGUGGGACAACGCAGGCUGCCACCUAGUGAAUGAAACUGCAGACACCGUGACCUGCCGAUGUACUCACCUGACCUCUUUCUCCUUUCUAAUGUCACCCUUUGUCUCCACUGCCAUCAUCCCCGUUGUGCAAUGGAUCACCUAUGCGGGACUGGGAAUCUCCAUUGGAAGUCUCAUCUUAUGCCUGAUUAUUGAGGCUCUGUUUUGGAAGCAGUUCAGGAAAAACCAAACUUCGCACACACGUCAUAUUUGCAUGGUGAACAUAGCCCUGUCUCUCCUGAUUGCUGAUGUUUGGUUUAUUGUUGCUGCCACUGUGGAUACCAUGGCAAACCCUUCUGGAGUUUGCAUAGCUGCAGUGUUCUUUACACACUUUUUCUACCUCUCCUUGUUUUUUUGGAUGCUCAUGCUCGGUAUCCUCCUGGCUUAUCGGAUCAUCCUUGUGUUCCAUCACAUGACCAUGCCUGUGAUGAUGGCUGUUGGGUUCUGCAUGGGCUACGGGUGUCCUCUGGUUAUAGCUGUCAUCACCAUUGCAGUCACACAACCUAGCAACGGCUACAAAAGGAAAGACGUGUGUUGGCUUAACUGGUCCGAUGGGAGCAAACCUCUCUUGGCUUUCGUUAUUCCCGCACUGACUAUUGUGGCUGUGAAUUUGGUUGUGAUGUUUUUAGUUCUAAUGAAGCUCUGGAGGCCAGCUGUUGGAGAAGGAAUGAGCCGGGAUGACAAGGCCACUGUCAUCCGCAUGGGGAAGAGCCUGCUUAUCCUGACGCCUCUGCUGGGGCUCACCUGGGGCUUUGGCAUAGGAACUAUGGUGGACAGCCAGAAUCUGGCUUGGCAUGUUAUUUUUGCCUUACUCAAUGCAUUUCAGGGGUUUUUCAUCUUAUGUUUUGGAAUGCUCUUGGAUAGUAAGCUGCGACAACUUCUGUUCAACAAGUUGUCCCCAUUCAUCUCUUGGAAGCAACCAUCAAAGCAAAACUCAUCUGAUUUAUCUGCCAAACCCAAAUUCUCACAGGCUUUCAACCCACUACAACACAAAGGCACUUACGCGCUUUCUCAUACUGGAGACUCCUCAAACGAUGUCAUGCUGACUCAAUUUUUAUCAACUGAAUAAGACCAGGAGCCAUAAAAUCGAGGAAGUUUUGGAGCACCUUGACAUUUAGAGCUAAAGGCCUGGGAAGAAAUUAUGCUCAGUAUUAGAUGGGCUUUUCUGAUUUAGGAGUUUGGGACUAAAACAAGGAGGUCUCAGGGGCUUCACCACUGCCUCCUUCAUCUUCAAUUAAAUGGACAGAAGAUUUAUUUUUCAGGUGGUUGGAUUCAGAGAAAUUGCUCUGUAAAUGCAGAAGAAUCUGUUUUAUUAGAGUUUGUGCCGCUCGUACCUGCCUUCUCUGCUGUAAAACCUGGCUUUCUUUUUCAUAAAAUAGCAUCAUUCACGUGGCAUUGCCAGUCAUCUGGAAACGUCAUGAAACAGCCUUAGAUAAAUUAAUGGACCAAGUUCACUUUUUUGUCAAAAAGUCACUGGUGAAAGUUUCUUAGAGAAAAGCUUUUUCCUCCCAAAUUUUCCAGUUGGAUCUUAUGUUGUUUUUGCUUUAUUUUGGUUCAGUCACUUAACUUUAAAAGUUCUUCAGAAAUAAACAUGAAAACUUCCAUUUCAGAUAGCUUUGUAGCCAUUUAUCAGCAAGUAUAAUAAUGUGAUUUCAUAUGCAGUGUGGUAUUUUUCAGUUUACAAAGCAUUUACAUCUGGUCCCCAAUCCAGCGAAGUGAGGUGCCCCAGGAGACACCUGAUGCAGAGAUGAGGAGAGAGCGAAUUGGAGAUCUGAAAUGACUUGCCCAAGACUGCGAAGCUAGUUACAAGGAAUCUGGACUUUUUCAGGCUUUUGAUUCCUAUUUCAUUUCUUCAGUUCCAUAAUGGCCUUGAAAAUUACCAACAAUCCUAAGAAAUCUUUCUCAGGUCUGAUACAUUGGUCAUCACACCCAGAAUUCUAUUUCUGUAAGAGGCAAAUAAUGGGAGAGUUUGAUUGUCGGCUUCCAGGGAGAUACUUCAAAACACUCUGGUUUUCUUUCAUCAUACACUGUUGGUACUUUUGAGAAGUUAUCAACAUGUAUAGCAAUUGCCACUUUUGUGUGAGAUCUAGAGCAGCAGGUUAGUAGACGCUUUGUGAAGUGAUAUUCCUCUUCUAUACUUCCAUUAUAAUUGGCUCACCUGAGUGACCCCACAGUGCUCACACUGCCUGAAGAACCAGGCUUACUUUGGUGGAUUUUCACUUCCUUGCCUGCACAUUUUGGAAAUGCCAAUGCCCACGCCAAGACUUAUUAUUCAGAUGCUUCUAAAGCUCCUAGUGCUUAUGGUAUCAGUGUUUCUGGGCACUUCCACCCAGGCUCGCCUCACCUUGCCACUGGGUCCAGAGCAGUCCUGGGUGUACCCACCAUCAACAGUGCUGUCUGUUGACCUAGGGUCCUUGAACACACCCUCCUUUAGAAUGUUAUUGUGCAGAGAGCCCUGACACCAUAUGAAUGUGACUCCAUCUCUUCAGGCAAACCUUUCUUCCCCGUAGGCUGGGGGCAGGGAGAUCAGAAGCCUCAAUGCCCAGGGUAAGAUGGAAGGAGAAUGAGAAAAACUAACCAAAAAAAAGCCAACCAGUGAGGAAAGAUGUGCUAGUGCAAAUAGCCAGCCCAACGCAGGACCCAGGUGAGGGAGAAGGAAAAUGUAAUGCUGAACCAUUUGUAUUUUUUAUUAUUAUAUGAGACUAGGCAUCCUAAUUAACAAACCGAGAGCGUCUCGGCUAUUUAAAGUGUCCAAGAUGCUGCUAUGGCCUGACCGUAUUCAAGUGUAUGUCUAGGGGAGAGGGAAACUUCUCCUACUGAAUAGAUUUUAUGAGGAUGAUGAGAGACAAAAAAUAAUAAUAAUAGUAAGUGUUUUUGAUCAUAUACCAUGUAUGUUUGUCCAACUCACUAUACAUACAUUAACCUCAGCUCUCACCCAAAAUGCUACUCAAACAACUAUAAAGUAAUAAAAAAGAGAAAAACACUGUAAUAAUUUUCUUCUACUGUGUAAAAAUUGCCACAAACUUAGCGGCUUAAGGCAACAUACAUUUAUUAUCUCACAGCUUCUGUGAGUAAGGAGUCCAGGCACCUCUCAGCUGGGUCCUCUGCUCAGGGUCUCACAAGGUCAAAAUCAAGUUGUUUCCUGGGCUCUGUCUUCAUUUGGAGGCUUGACUUGGGAAGAAUCUGCUUCCAAACUCAUUCAGGUUGUUGGCAGAAUUCAUUUCCUUUCAGUUGUAGGAUGGAGAGCCCUGGCUUUUUGCUGACUAUUGGCUGGAGGCUGCUCUUGGAUCCUAGAGCCUACCCACACUGCCUUGUCACAUGGGCUUCUCCAAUACGGCCACUUAACUCAUCAAGCCUCCUCCAGUCCGCUUUUAAGAUGCAGUCUUAUAUAAUAUAAGGCAAUCAUGGAAGUGAAGACUGAAGAAGAAUUGAUGCAUUAUGGUUUUGGUGAAGAAUAUUGAAUAUACCAUAGACUGCCAGAAGAGUGAACAAAUCCGUCUUGGAAAAAGUAUAGCUAGAAUGCUCCAUGAAAUCUAGGAUGGUGAGACUUCAUCUCACUUUAGUUUAGACAUGUUAUCAGGAGGGACCAAUAACUGGAGAAGAACAUCACGCUUGAUAAAGUGGAGGGUGAGCGAAAAAAAGGAAGACCCUAAAUGAAGUGGAUUGACGCAAUGGCUGCAAGAACGGGCUCAAACAUAGCAAGGAUUGUGAGGGAGGCACAGGACUGGGCAGUUUUUGUUCUGUUGUACAUAGGGUCGCUAUGAGUUGAACCAACUUGAGGGCACCUAACAACAGCUAACAAAUCAGUGACAUCUCAUUAUUUAGCCAUAUUCUAUUGAUUAGAACCAAAUCAUAGGUCCUGUCCCCACUCAAGAAGAGGGUAUUUCACAAAGGCAUGAACACUGGGAGGAUAAGAUCACUGGGAGUCUCAGAUACGAGCUCCCAGGGUUAAGAAAUAGAAAAGAGUCAGCAGCAGCAAAGAAUUUGCAAAGCAGGCAGGUGAAUGCUAACUUGCUUAGUAGGCCCAAGAAAGCUAAAUAUUAAGCUAGCAGUGAAGAAAGUAAAGAAGCUACCUGCUUCAUCUACAGAACAUCAAAAGGCUCAAGGCUUGGCAGCACCAGCUACCUUAAGAGUGUCUUAAUUACCUACUGGGUACCAUGACAAAAAUACCACAAGUGGGUAGCUUUAAAGAAUAGGAAUUUGUC